This is a messenger RNA of Ixodes scapularis (black-legged tick), 1125 nucleotides long. RefSeq lists its product as uncharacterized. The transcript is spliced from 11 exons. Gene Ontology annotation, molecular function: metalloendopeptidase activity. The record is from RefSeq and is a predicted model, not a curated record. Bases 19 to 1125 code for a protein of 368 amino acids. NCBI's taxonomy places the organism in Eukaryota, Metazoa, Arthropoda, Arachnida, Ixodida, Ixodidae. Gene Ontology annotation, biological process: membrane protein ectodomain proteolysis.
GCAGAUUAUCUAAGAGCCAUGAAAGUGGAUAGCAGAAUAUUGAUCCUUGCCUCAACAAUCCUUUUGGUCGUUUGUGAUGAUGAUAGCGGUGAUGGAACAACAAAGGACCCAUUUUGGACGAACGUGUGCAAAAAUGCGCAUCACCACCACAUGGGAAUUACCAUCGUAGCCGAUUCGUUAUUUCAAGAAGUACAAGCUGAAACUGGUUUCGAUCAGCAUUUGUAUUUACAAACAUUUAUUGAAACGGUAAAUCUGUAUUUCUGGGAACUCAGAUGCUCCAACGUGAAGCUCGUUUUAAAAGAAGUUGUGAAUUCUACUACUGACGACGAAAUGAAAUUCGAGGCAUUUAAAAACACAACGAGAAGCACCGGAAGGUCUCUGGAUGCACAUCUCACGCUCGGACUGCUCAGGGAAUGGGCUACAAAUCAAAGUUUCUUUAAAGAUAGUGAUGUAGUUUAUUUGAUAACAGGUCACACAGUCUUCGACUUUGUCUUGGCGUACCGACUGACGAUGAAAGCCGCGUCCUACACCUUUGGCGUAUGCUCGAGGUGGCGGGUGGCACUUAGCUCGGAUGACGGCAAGACAUUUUCAGGCGUUCCCGCUGCAGUUCAACAAAUCGCUAACUUGUUGGGAAUUAAGUGGGACGAUCAAGGGAAUAAAAUGGGGUGUGCUCCUAAAGAUGGCCAUGUGAUGAGCAGAAAUGGUGAACUCACCCGGUAUCCCACCUUCUCAGAAUGCAGCAAAAAGUCAUGGGAGGAGCGGACUCUGAGGUCUCUUGGCAAAAAGUCAUGCUAUAAGUUAAAACUGCCGUCGACGGAGUCCCCUUCGGAGAGCAUGACUCCAUAUACAUUUUUUAACUGCAUUGACCCAUGCAAAAAUAUUACACAACGAAGUGAGAACAAUGCAUGCAACGUGCCACUAGACGGCACUGGAGAUUGGAAGACCAAUGAUAUAUGUAAAACCAGUUGUUGCCCGGAUUACGACAAACAUUUUAAUGGAAAGAAAACAGGAGCGCCGGAUGGAAUGCCUUGUGGACCGGCUCAGGUAUGUCUUCAGCAAGUCUGCGUCCAAGUGCCCGAAGGACGGAGCAAAAUUAGCAUAGUUCCAACGGAUAGUGAGAAGUAA